AUGGGCCAAACCAUGUCGAGACCCGCUACGAGUAAAACGACAGACACAGGCGGAAAUAGCAAGUUCUACUAUGGCCUGUCUGAGAUGCAAGGGUGGAGAAUCUCUAUGGAAGACGCGCACACGAUCGCUCUAGACCUUGACGAGGGCCAGGAAGACUCUAACACAUUUUUCGCUGUGUAUGACGGCCAUGGUGGGGGUAGUGCGGCGAAGUACGCUGGACAGAAUGUCCACAAACAACUUGUCCACAAUGAAGCAUACCAGAGCGGACAAUAUCAUGCAGCACUCAAGAAUGCAUUCUUGGAUACCGACUCAAAUAUGCGGAACAGUGCGUACGAUCGAGAUAGCUCUGGUUGUACGGCUGUCACUGCACUAUGUACCAAGGACGGCAAGAUUUUGGUGGCCAAUGCAGGAGACUCUAGGUCUGUGAUCAGCGUCAAGGGCGAGGUGAAGCCAUUGAGCUUUGAUCACAAACCGCAGAAUGAGGUCGAAAAGAACCGCAUCGCCGCAGCCGGUGGUUAUGUAUCAUUCGGACGAGUGAACGGUAAUCUCGCCCUGGCAAGAGCUUUGGGUGACUUCGAGUACAAGAAGAAUGCCGACCUAUCACCGGAACAGCAGAUCAUCACGUGCGACCCGGACAUUACUGAACAUGAAAUCACGGACGAGGACGAAUUCCUUGUCCUCGCCUGCGAUGGCAUCUGGGAUUGCCUUUCGUCGCAGCAAGUGGUCGAUGUUAUACGGCGUCUUGUCUCGCAGGGCAAGCAAUUGCCUGAGGUCUGCGAAGAGAUCUGCGAACUCUGCCUCGCCCCAGACACGACCGGAGGCGUUGGCAUUGGCUGUGACAAUAUGACCAUCCUCAUUGUAGCGCUUCUUCAUGGCCGUUCGGUCGAGGAAUGGCACCAAUGGAUCACCGAGCGGACGAACCGCAAAUAUGGCUACAACACUCCCGAAGAAUUUCCACAGAUCUACAGCGAUCAUAGGUUGUCGGCAUUCAGAGCGAGGAAGGAGAUCUGGGCACAGCGAGACAGAGAACGUGAGGAGUACGACACAGAGCAGCGUGGCCACGAGGCACGUGGGAUUCCUCGCGACCCUCUUGAGGGCAGCGUUUUCGGAGGCCUAAUCAGGGCUAUCGGUAAACAAAAUGCAGGUAUCACGAUAAUGCCGAGGUCGGGGGCAUGGCCUGGCAACGGCCGCAUCACGGAUCCAGAUCAACCACUCAUGUUUGACGGGGACGACGACAGCGACGAAGAAGGGGAGUCAAUCGAGACGGAGGAAGGCGACGAACGCGCACAAGAGAUCCGAGGAAACAAUGCCACUAACAGUCUCUGGGCGCAGCUUGAGGAAUUCGAGAGGGAGAGAGACGAAGAGGAUUCGCAGCCAGGAUCAAGUCCAGAACGCGAGUCAUCAACUCAACAUCGGGAGCUUCAAGGGGAGGCCCCAGCACCCCCAGCACCGUCUCAGCAUGGGGCGGGGACGACGAAGCAGCUCAUAUCGAUUCCGGGUGUUGAUGCACCUACCCCAGCGGUGGAAGCGGAAGGUCUCAUGGAUGCGAGCGAAAGCCCGUUGAAGGUGUAG
This is a messenger RNA of Postia placenta MAD-698-R-SB12, 1572 nucleotides long. RefSeq lists its product as hypothetical. Lineage: Eukaryota; Fungi; Basidiomycota; Agaricomycetes; Polyporales; Adustoporiaceae. Bases 1 to 1572 code for a protein of 523 amino acids. Gene Ontology annotation, biological process: protein dephosphorylation. The transcript has 10 exons. The record is from RefSeq and is a predicted model, not a curated record. Gene Ontology annotation, molecular function: protein serine/threonine phosphatase activity; cation binding.